AUGAUAGCCCAUACUGACCUGGGCAUUGUGGCUACCUCAGGAGUUCGGAAGAGCCUGAGAAAUGUCUACUUGUUUGUUACCCUCUGCCUGACUCUCUCAGUAUUAUGGUGUAGCUAUGGAGUGAUUCAUAUUCUAGCAGGGCAAGGAGUUCUGAAUGGUCUUGGUGAUUACCGCAAUGCUGUGGUGCCUGGCCUGGUGACAUUUACUCUAGGUCUGCUAAUCAUUGCUGGAGUAGGCUUCCUCCACCAGGAGGUCAUCCCAGCCAUUAUUGCUUCUGCUGUAUCUCUCGCCUGUGCCCAUGAAAUUGCUGCACUUUAUAACAUGGCUUUUGGUUCUUCAGCUGUAGCUUGCAACUAUCUGAUUGUCUGCUUCACUGCAACUUAUUUUGCUGUGGGGAGGUUCCUUUAUUUCCUCAGCAAGGAAAAAAUCAUCCUCCCUGGCACAGAUUUAGCCAACAGCAAGGCCAAUGAACUUGUUCAGGACAACAAUGCUGGCACAAAUGACUUGGCAAUCACUGGUUUGAUCUUGAACAUGCUCUCUGCCAGUGUUUUUGGCUGUAAGCUCCUGGGAGUGACCAAUAAUCUAUUUGUUGGCCAAGUGCCUUGGCUUUGGGCUGCCGCAAUUUACCAAACUGGAGUCUGCAUCUUAUCCUACCGUGCCCUGGAUUCCCUUGCUGCCACAUUUUUUGGUUUCACUUCCAUCCUGAAAUUUGCUGGGGGUUAUUCCCUUCUUUACCGGAUCUGGCAGGCAGAUGAACCAGUUUUUCCUGUCCCACUCUUAGUGGUUUUUGCUGUCCUAUUUGCUGUCUUGGCUAUUUUCAGGGCUCUUAAAAGCCCACUGGAGGGCCUGUAUUUGCUGUUUUAUGUGGCCUACUGCAUCUCAUUAGCCUGUUGUCCCAAGGGAUUUUUUGAGGGUGGUCCCCAAGGUGUGGAUGUGGCCAUCUUUGUGGCCUCAGCCCUCAUGACUCUCAUUUACCUGUACAACAUGAAGGCAAGCACCAAAUUCCCAACAGGGGAAGGAACAAUGAAAGCCUUGCUUGCUCGCAACAGCAUUCUUAAGCUCCGUGAGGGGAAAGACCUUCAUGCUCCCUAUCUUGGCUAUUCCAAGUAUGCAGAUGCAGAAGUGCUCGGUUAUGCAUGCAGCGUCCUCGCCUCCUUUUCUAUCACAAUGACAGUGGAUCCAAAGGCUCCACUCGCUACCGUAGUCAUACCAUGGGUUGUGGCAGCUGGAGGGAUCUUUAAACUUUUAUGUGGCUCAUUGGCCUUUGCCCGUGGUAAAACCCUAGAGAGUAGUGCCUUCAUUCUCUAUGGGGCCAUGUGGAUCAUAUGGGGCUUGACUAGAUACAGUGGUCUCUAUGGCACUAGCAGGGGCUUCCAAGUAGCUGUAGGCAUCAUUGCUUUCAUGCUCUUCAAUGGUUUCAUUGUCUUCAGUACACUUUUUCUAAGCAUCUCCUGGUUCAUUUACUCCCUCACGUUCUGGCUUAUCCUCAUUAGUUUCUUGCUGGAUGCAGUCAAUGCCAUCCCAGCUGGCUAUGACAUUGCUGUCACCAUCAUCUUCGGCCUGGUCAGCUUCUUCUGCUUCCUGUCUGCUCUUUUUAAUAGCACUUUUGAAGGUUCCUUGUUCCCAGUGGGUAGGCCUAUUGUGAAGCUCAGUGGUGUUGGGGGAGGAAGCACCAGAUGCCUUCAUCUGUCUGCCAGGAAAGCUUCCUCAGUCAAGAAAAUUGCAGAGAUCCUGAAAAAUGGAGGGGCCUGUGGGAUCCCCACAGAUACAGUGUAUGUGCUUGUAGCAGCCUGUAACCGACCUGAUGGUGUGGAGAAAGCUUACAAUACAAAGCGCCAGGCUCAGGACCGUCCCAUGUCACUCUGGAUCUCUAACCUGAAGCAGUUGGAACCUGCAAAGCAUUUGUUCAACCCCAUACUCUGGGAUUUCAUGAAAGCUGCUUGGCCAUCCCCUAUUAGCCUUGUGGUUUCUAGAGGGAAAUGGGUGGACUUCUUAGGUAUGAAAGACUCUUCCAAAUAUGUUGGUACCCCUCAGAGCAUCGCCAUUCGUAUCCCUGACUGUUCCGUCACCACACACCUCAUCGAUCUGGUUGGUCCCAUUGCAGUCACAUCAGCCAAUCCAACAGGAGAGGCAGACACCACUCACCACAAUCAGGUGUAUGCCAAGCUAGGAGACAAGGUAGAUGCAGUUCUUUGUGAUGGGCCUUCUCCUGAGAACAUUGCCUCCACUGUUGUAGACUGCACCAAGAUUGAGAGUGGAAACAUAGGGUUCUUCAGGGUUGGCGUUGUUCCCAAAUCCCAGGUGCUACAGAUACUGGAGGAGGUGCAGAAGAAACACAUGGUGGGCUAUACCAACAGUGCCUUCACCUUAGAAGAUCAGGAAGAGCAACAGAACCACUCCCACACUGUCCAAAGUGGCAGAAAUGCUGCUAGUCCAAAAGAGAGGAUCUCAGCAUUGCAUACCAACAAUGUGUUCAGCACCAAAAAGUAGGAUGUAAAGCUCUGAGUGAAUCAGGCAGACCAUAUUAGUGCACAUUCAUUUGGGAGGGGCUUGCCAAUCAAUGAUGGCCGAUAAAGGGAAGGGAUAAAUGAGACGUCUCUGCCCCUUGUAGAUUAAU
Messenger RNA from Alligator mississippiensis (American alligator), 2617 nucleotides. RefSeq lists its product as uncharacterized. NCBI's taxonomy places the organism in Eukaryota, Metazoa, Chordata, Crocodylia, Alligatoridae. The coding region runs from base 1 to 2490 and encodes 829 amino acids. Gene Ontology annotation, molecular function: double-stranded RNA binding; tRNA binding; nucleotidyltransferase activity. Gene Ontology annotation, biological process: regulation of translational fidelity. The transcript is spliced from 8 exons. Gene Ontology annotation, cellular component: cytoplasm. The record is from RefSeq and is a predicted model, not a curated record.